Messenger RNA from Ruditapes philippinarum (Manila clam), 4152 nucleotides. Its product is annotated as intraflagellar transport protein 56-like. Lineage: Eukaryota; Metazoa; Mollusca; Bivalvia; Venerida; Veneridae. The transcript is spliced from 19 exons. The record is from RefSeq and is a predicted model, not a curated record. Gene Ontology annotation, biological process: intraciliary anterograde transport; intraciliary transport involved in cilium assembly. Gene Ontology annotation, molecular function: intraciliary transport particle B binding; protein binding. Gene Ontology annotation, cellular component: intraciliary transport particle B; ciliary basal body; ciliary base. The coding region runs from base 118 to 1848 and encodes 576 amino acids.
GUGAUAUAUACGCGCAUGCGCAUUUCACGAAUUCCAUCCGAUUAGUUUGAGAAAGAGCGAACUGAUAAACAAAAUCUCGUUCUCUGAGGGAAGUACACAUCAAAUAAAGGCAUCAAGAUGAUGCUCUCACGCCAAAAGCCUGCCAUUGGGCCUGGCUCUACAACACCAGCGAAGGAAAACAAAAAGAAAAAGAAACUUCCAAAAGUUGAAGAAUUCUUGGAAAACAGGGAUUACACUGGAGCAAUCACUUUAUUAGAGUUUAACAGAAACAGUGGGAAAGGAGACCAGGACACAGACUUAUGGAUCGCAUAUUGUGCUUUUCAUUUAGCCGACUAUAAAAGGGCAAUGGAGGAAUACAACAGAAUUGUUAGUAAAGGGAAUUGCCAUCCAGAUGUGUUUGUUAAUCUAGGUUGUACCUACUUUUUCCUUGGCAUGUAUCCAGAAGCUGAUGAAGCUGCUCAAAAAGGUUUGAAGCUAGCUGGAAUUUCAAUCGAUAACCUACAGAACGAUCAUUCCCCACACAGUAGACUACAAAACAGAUUGUUGUUUCAUCUGUCACAUAAAUUUAAUGAUGAGAAACGACUGAUGGGUUACCAUGGGCAACUACAAGAUAUCAUCGAGGACCAGUUAUCGCUCGCCUCAAUACACUAUCUCCGCUCACAUUAUCAGGAGGCUAUAGAUAUAUACAAAAGAAUUCUACUGGAUAAUAGUGACAUUGCCAAUAAGGAUUUUCUGGCAUUAAAUGUAUAUGUGGCAUUGUGCUAUUACAAAUUAGACUACUAUGAUGUGUCACAGGAAGUAUUAGCAGUAUAUUUACAACAAUACCCAGACAGUGCUAUAGCUCUUAAUCUUAAAGCAUGCAACCACUUCAGAUUAUAUAAUGGAAAAGCUGCCGAGGCAGAAUUAAAAAAUCUUCAAGACACAGCAUCCCCGUCAUUCAUCUUUGCUAGAGACCUCAUCAAACAUAACCUGGUUGUAUUCCGAGGUGGAGAAGGUUCACUACAGUGUUUACCUCCCUUGAUAGAUGUUAUACCAGAAGCUAGACUAAAUCUUGUCAUAUAUUAUCUUAAACAAGAUGAUGUAACAGAGGCAUAUAACCUUAUCAAAGACUUGGAGCCAACCACUCCCCAGGAAUACAUUCUCAAAGGUGUAGUCAAUGCAGCUUUAGGCCAGGAACAAGGAUCUAGAGAAGGCUUAAAGGCUGCUCAACAAUUUUUCCAACUUGUUGGUGGGUCUGCCAGCGAAAGUGAUACUAUUCCUGGGAGACAGUGUAUGGCCUCCUGCUUCUUCCUACUCAAACAGUUUGAAGAUGUCCUCAUUUAUCUUAACUCUAUUAAGAGUUAUUUCUAUAAUGAUGAUACAUUUAACUUCAACUACGCUCAGGCUAAAGCUGCUGUGGGUAACUUUAAGGAGGCUGAAGAGGUGUUUUUGUUGAUUCAGAGUGACAAGAUCAAGAAUGACUAUACAUAUCUUAGUUGGUUAGCCAGAUGCUAUAUUAUGAACAGAAAAGCGCGGUUAGCUUGGGAGUUGUACCUGAAGAUGGAGACAUCUGGGGAGUCCUUCAGUCUACUACAACUGAUAGCUAAUGAUUGCUACAAGAUGGGACAGUUUUACUAUGCAGCUAAAGCAUUUGAUGUUCUGGAAAGAUUAGAUCCUAACCCAGAGUAUUGGGAGGGUAAACGAGGGGCCUGUGUGGGUGUGUUCCAACUUAUCAUUGCCGGACAUGAACCAAGGGAGACAUUGAGAGAUGUUAUCAACAUGUUGAGAAAUUCCAGCACACCACAGGUAGAAUAUAUGGUCCGUACCAUGAGGAAAUGGGCCAAAGAAAAUCUCGUUCCUCUACCUUGAUGUGUCAGAUAAAAGUGUUCACCAAACAUCCAACAUCAUAUACUGUGAAGAGAUUUUUCUCUUUGCUUUAAUAUCAUAUUAAAAAAUUGACCUUGACCUUGAAAUGUGAGGCUUGUGAAAGAUACAUGGCUUUUGUAAGGAGGAUGUAUUGUAAUGUACAAGUAUACUAACUUGUUGAUUAUAAUUAUUUAAAAGUUUUUAUACAAAGAUAUCUUACGAUCUGCUUAUUUCAUAAAAGUACAGAUUAUAUUUGUUUAUGUUCCAAAAAUGAAAAAUAAAAAACAGAUUUCAUUGAAAUUGGAGUAAAUUUAAUUCUCGGCAAUGGUUUAAAAAAUUAGAAUUGUGAGAUGAGUACUUCUUUAAUAUUAACUGAUAAGGAAAAGCUUAAGGUUAAAGAUCAGGUUGAAAACUUAUCAUUCAAUGCCAACACUAAGCCUUAUAUUUUUGACUUUUCUCCUCUUGGAUUAUUAAGGAUUAAUUGUAUUUCUUUGCUAUUAAAGGACAAAAAAAGAUUGAGCUAUAAACUGUAACAAUUAACAGAAGGGAAAGCUUUUAAUCUUCUUAUUGUGUAAAGUGUAAGGAUUUUAGUUUAUUUUUGAACUGUCAACUGUUCACAUGGCUCUGAGCCACAUGCUGAUUAAACUUGUGAACCUUUACUUCAUUGUGUGUACUUGAAAAUUAUUAUUCAAAUUCUAAUGCUUAGUUAAAAUCACUAAUAAAUAUUGGAAUGUUUGACCUACAUUCCGAAUUUGGCUGUAUAAAUAAUCUAGUAUAAUUGUAGUUUUGAUAUGAAGGCAUAUGUGAGCUUUGUCUAAAAUUUAUUGCAAGAUUAGGAAUAAAUACAAUUUUUUAUUCUCUUUUUAUGAAAAAUAAAUUGAAGUAAAGAAGCUUUAUACAUGUAGAAAGAUCAUAAGUUCAUCAUAAAAUUUCAAAUAAAAAACAUCAUUUAACAUUUAUAUUUUUCUAUGAAAUUUUUUACAAUUUGUUUACUGCUCCACAUUAUGAAUUACUGUGUAAAAAGUAUAUGUUCCCUUGUUAAGUAGAGUUGGUUAACAUAUCACAAGCUAAACUGCUGGUUGGAAGCAAUCAUUAAGAUUGUUUCAUUACAUUGUUCUAUUUUUAUGUUAGAUUGUUGUAGCUAUAACCCAUUGUACAUGGUUAAAUCACAUUUGGAAGAAUUAAUAGGUCACAGUCUGGGGCUUCAGAUUUUGUCAGGUUAUCGAUGUAUUAUAUCUGAUUGUAAACUGAUCCUCGUGUGACUAUUGUCUUUGGGUUUAUUUCAUGUCUUUAGAUUAAAUAUUGAAUCCUUGGGUUCAAUAUCGUAUGACAUCAUGGACUGAAGUUAUGCCUCUGUUGAAAGGCUGUGAUAUAAGAAAAUCUCAUUGAUUAUUAUACAUUAUGUCUGACAUUGCAUUUUAUUGUUUAUUUGAGCUUAAAGAAUAUUUUCUGUUUGAUUAUUCUUUGAUUUUCUCUGUAUGUUUAGUAAAACAGAAAGAAAAUCAUUUGAAUUUGAAAUGCCUUUAAUUUUAGAUAUUUAAACUAAACUCAUUAAAACGUAGUCUGUCUCAUUAAGGCAUAAAUAAUGGUUUUGACCUAUUGAUGAUAAAAUAUUUGUUUAGAAAUAUAUUUGGGGGGGGAUACAUAUGAAAAAAUAGGUUUGGGACAAAGAAUAAAACUUAAGAUUUUAACAUAAGAUUAUUAUUUAUAUGAACUGGGACAAAGAAUUUGUAUAAUUGGUCCCACAUAUGAAUUAGAAACCUAGCAAAAUACUUGGUGACAUUUGAGUUGUUGAUGUAGAAUAUUUCUAUUAUAUGUGUAUUUAAAUGAUACAAUUUCUGUAUAUAUUGUUCAAAUCUUAGUUAAUGCUGAUAUUUAUUUUUAUAAUUCCGUCCAGGUCUAUAUUAGUGGCCUUCAUUGUACAUUCCUUUGUCUAAAAACUAAUAAGUGUAAAGAUCUUUAUACAUGUAAUGACUGUCUUGUUUGGUAAAAUGGUCUAGUCCAACUUGAAAUUAGGCUUGUCCAUUAUGAAUGUGAGGGAUUACAGACUGAAAUUGUUAUACAUGCAAGAAUUUAAUAUCUAAAAGAUGAGUUUUACUCGACUGCACUGCACAGAAUAUAUAUAUGUUCUGUAGAAAAUGACUAUAUCAUAAGUACAUAAGAGAGAAAAUAUUAUGUACAUUUGCUGAUGCUUAUUUAAAAAAAUAACGUAUCACUUAAUUUACUUCAUGCUGUACUGUACAAUUUUUUAUCUUUCAAGAAUAAAAUGUUUAAUUUAUUGAAUAAAUUUUACCAAAUAGAAUGAAA